AACAACUCGCGAAAAAUAAAAUAAACUUAAAUUUCACCAGCUUGAUAAAAAAUAACAAAGCUAAAAAACUACAACAAACGAUAAUAAAAUAUAAAAUAUCUCAAGAUCUCAAGAUUUAAAAAGACAGAUAACGAAAUAAAAAACUUGAAAUAUUCUAUUUCAAAACAUAACCGAAUAUUUCAAAGCAACCAAUUCCGGAAUUUCAUCAGACAAAAAGACACUUUAGUUAAAGUAUAAGCACCAGAUCAUAAUGCGUUCCCUACCGAUGUUUUGGCGUAUGGCUGAGGAGAUGACCCGGAUGCCACGCCUCUCCUCGCCCUUCCAGGCCUUCUUCCACGAACCGCCCGUUUGGAGUGUGGCCCUUCCGAGGAACUGGCAGCAGAUUGCCCGCUGGCAGGAGCAGGAGUUCGCCCCACCGGCCACCAUUAACAAGGAGGGCUACAAACUCACCCUGGACGUCAAGGACUACAGCGAGCUGAAGGUCAAGGUGCUGGACGAGAGCGUUGUCCUGGUGGAGGGCAAAUCGGAGCAGCAGAAGGGCGACCAGGGAGGCUAUAGCUCCAGGCACUUCCUCCGACGCUUCGUCCUGCCGGAAGGAUACGAAGCGGACAAGGUGACCUCCAGUCUGAGCAGCGACGGCGUCCUGACCAUCAGUGUGCCCAAUCCUCCGGCGGUCCAGGAGAGCCUCAAGGAGCGUGAGGUGCCCAUCGAACAGACCGGGGAGCCGGCCAAGAAAUCCGCUGAUGAGCCAAAGAUCGAGAACAAACAGCAGUGAUAUAAUGAGCUCCUAUUAAAAGUAAACACAUGCUAGUGAAGCCCCUAUUUAUAGUUAGAUCUAUCCAUCCUUACCAAGAAAAUUUUAGGACUUGUAAAAUUAAUAGGUUAAUUCGUAAACCUUUUAGAUUUGUAGAAGAAAAUACAUGCUCACAAGAUUAUUAAG
Molecule: messenger RNA, 940 nt
Organism: Drosophila subpulchrella
Lineage: Eukaryota; Metazoa; Arthropoda; Insecta; Diptera; Drosophilidae
Product: heat shock protein 22
Exons: 1
Coding region: 251-775 (174 amino acids)
Biological process (GO): response to heat; protein refolding
Molecular function (GO): protein folding chaperone
Source: RefSeq, a predicted model, not a curated record